Pezoporus flaviventris is the source of this 1508-nucleotide messenger RNA. It is a transcript of the gene ZPBP2, whose product is annotated as zona pellucida binding protein 2. The record is from RefSeq and is a predicted model, not a curated record. The coding region runs from base 187 to 1008 and encodes 273 amino acids. The transcript is spliced from 7 exons. Gene Ontology annotation, biological process: binding of sperm to zona pellucida; acrosome assembly. NCBI's taxonomy places the organism in Eukaryota, Metazoa, Chordata, Aves, Psittaciformes, Psittacidae. Gene Ontology annotation, cellular component: acrosomal vesicle; extracellular region; zona pellucida receptor complex.
AUAAAUGCUCAACUGGCACACAUUCAGGUUUCUGGCUUAACAUUUGAAGUCCUUUUGCCUACAGGGAGAGCAGAGGAAGAGCAGCGUUCCGUUGAUUUAGUGGAAAAGAAUUGUGUUUAUGGCAACCCCAAACAUGAAGUUAGCGUCUAUGUUAAGGUGUUUACCAACAGCCCAUUUCUUCUGUGUAUGGAUUUGGCUCGUGCUCGAGAAGAACUAAUAGAUCCCAACUAUUUGUGGAUUGGUCCAGAUGGAAGAAGUCUGGAAGGGCAAUUGCAUGUGAAUCUGACAGAAACAGGAAAGCUGAUGUUGCUGGGGUUUAAGGAGUACAUGUCUGGAGCCUACACUUGCACUCUUUCUCACAAAAUCUUAGAAACUACGACACAGGAAGAAAGAGAAAUGUUUGAGACGUACAAAUUCAUGGUGUAUGCAUACAGGGAAGCUGACCACGCAUAUCAGAUCUUCGUUCGCUUUACUACCAGGCAGUGUGAGCUACAAGCCAACAGCCAGUUCUUUGAGGAGCUCUUGAAAAUCUUAACUAGCAUCAUCUCGGAUCUGACGUGUCACAUCACCGAGUCCUCCUACAAGUGCCACUCUGUCAGGGUACCCAGCCGAGGCCUCCUGCACGAACUGUUUGUUAGUUUUCAAGUCAAUCCUUUUGCACAAGGAUGGGAGGAAGUUUGCAAACAGGUUCCUUAUGACUGCGAAGGUGUGACAAACAUGAGAGUUGAAGAGGCAAGAGAUCGAAUUGGGGAGUUUUUCAAGAAGCAGACGUAUGUUUUGAGGCACGAGGUCCAAACCGUCCCUACAAUACACUACGUGGAGAACAGCUUCUCAGUGACUCACAUCGACAGCUGCCGACCAGGCUUUGGGAAGGACAACGUCAGCCACUGGGGCUGUGCGGGCUGCUGUGUGGUCUGUGAGCCUGGAACUUACAGUCCCAACAACGAGGUGAUCUGCCAGGUUUGUGCAGAUCCUCAAGUCAGGAUGUACGGAGCAAGAUUUUGCUGAUAAACUGACAGCAAAAACUGGGAAACCGAAGAGCAGCUGUGGAAAACUCAGUUUGUGAUGUUCUGUUCAGUUUUAGCUGCCAAUUCUGGAAUCCUGCAUUCCUUUAUGAACAGUUGCAAAACUUCAUUCAUCCACCUCCGGAUUUUCUGUAUUCAGGGACCACUUAAACUGUAGAAGUGAUGCAGGAGCUGAAGCGUUCAUGCACGGUAAAGGAAUUCAGUGAGAACAAAAAGGACGUUUGUCACGUGGCUGUUAGUGCAAAGAGCCCGUUUCUUGGUGGUGACACCAGCCACGCUGCAGCUUUGUGCUGCAGUUUGCUCAGAGAAUGUAAAGGAGCUGGGAAGCACUCAGGGAAAGACGGCAGACAGUUGGAGCGGAAUUCCGUGCCAUGCUGACACACAGCAGAACCUCUAUGAGCAGUUCCUAGUAGGUAUUAGGAGAAGUAUUUCAUCUUUGUGAUUUAGAAACAUUAAAUGCCCUUCCCUUUGUUUUUCACUGUU